CCGUUGACGCAUACAGCAGGAUUACCGUACCGCCAUUGACGAGUCGCGAACCCUCUGGGACACCUGCUUGGACACACCUGUACACCUCACUGGGUUGCCUGACCUCUUAUUACGGUGAUCAAUGGCAUUCCUCUUCAACCGUUCAAGAACAAAGUCUCCUCAGGACCUUGUAAGAUCUCUACGAGACAGCAUUCACCGCCUAGACAGUCCUGCCGACAAGCGAAGGGCGCAAGAUGAGGUAUCCAGGGGACUUGCGCAGAUGAAGGUCAUUCUCUACGGGGAUGGAGAUGCUGAACCACUACCAGAUCAAUUCGCGGCACUUUGCCAGGAGUCCUACGCAACCGACCUCCUACCCCUCCUCGCACUCAAUAUCUGGCGUUUCGAGUUCGAAGCACGAAAAGACGUGACCUCCAUCUUCAACACAAUGCUCAGACGUCAACUCGGUCAGCGAUAUCCCACAGUUGACUACCUGUGCGGCAAAGAAGAUACUUUGUUUGCGUUGAUAAAGGGGUACGACAACAAAGAUAUCGCGCUUAACUGCGGACAAAUGCUGCGGGAGUGCAUCAAAUUCGAGUCGUUAGCGAAGAUCAUGCUGUUUUCGGAUUAUUUCUGGAUGUUUAUCGGCUAUGUGGAGAACGGGAACUUUGACAUCACCAGUGAUGCCUUCUCAACAUUCAAGGAGCUACUCACCCGGCACAAAUCCCUCGCAGCAGAGUUCCUCCUCCAGAACUACGACAUCUUCUUCGCCAAACUCACCGCCCUCAUCGAGUCAGAGAACUAUGUCGUUAAACGCCAAUCCCUGAAGCUCCUCGGCGAGAUCCUUCUCGAUCGAGCGAACUUUGCGGUCAUGACACAGUAUAUCGCGAGUGCUGAGAACCUGAAGUUGAUGAUGAUCCUCCUCAAGGACAGGAGUAAGAACAUCCAAUUCGAGGCAUUCCACGUAUUCAAGGUGUUCGUCGCAAACCCCAACAAAACCCCCCAAGUCCAGAAAAUCCUCGUGAAGAACCGGGACAAGCUCCUGGUCUUCCUCUCGGGCUUCCAUAAUGACAGAAAGGACGAUGAGCAGUUUAACGACGAGAAGGUUUUUUUGAUCAAGCAGAUUGAGGUGCUUUGAAGGGGAGGAGACAGAGAGAAGAGAUGUACGAUACCAAUGAAUACCUAUUACCGAGGCGUGGUUAUGAGGAGGUAUGCUGGGUUGAGGAGCAUUAUGGACACUGUUUCUUGAUAUAUAGCUAAUUAUGGCAUUCCGAGCACGCUAUUAGCGUUGAUAUGGAGGAGACGGUCGGCUUGCCUGCUCAUCGGGGUGUGCGUGUUGCUUGAGCUUAGUGGACGAGAUAAUUGAGCGUUGAAGGGAGUGUUUACAGUUGUUCUCAGGCAUACGCUUGUAACUGUGAUGUCUCAUCUUUGGCGAGAUCCAACAG
Molecule: messenger RNA, 1421 nt
Organism: Saitoella complicata NRRL Y-17804
Lineage: Eukaryota; Fungi; Ascomycota; Saitoellomycetes; Saitoellales; Saitoellaceae
Product: Mo25-PA
Exons: 5
Coding region: 122-1114 (330 amino acids)
Biological process (GO): intracellular signal transduction
Molecular function (GO): protein serine/threonine kinase activator activity
Source: RefSeq, a predicted model, not a curated record